Molecule: messenger RNA, 1527 nt
Organism: Alternaria novae-zelandiae
Lineage: Eukaryota; Fungi; Ascomycota; Dothideomycetes; Pleosporales; Pleosporaceae
Exons: 3
Coding region: 1-1527 (508 amino acids)
Molecular function (GO): acyltransferase activity, transferring groups other than amino-acyl groups
Source: RefSeq, a predicted model, not a curated record
AUGCGGACCAGUCCGCCCGCCAUGCCCGCCAUGCUAGAUGACCCCACCGCGCCGGUGAUAUAUAGGACCUCUGGCGACGUACCGUACCCUCCUCCCGGUGGCCCGCUACCUGUAGGCAUUGCACCAUGUCAAGUCAUCCUGCGCGAUCGCGUGACUACCGCAACGAUUAUACCUUUCUCUGCGCCGAAUCAAGUACCCCUCACACUACUGGCAUACCUAUGCGACCAACUGGGUCGCGAGAUAGAAAAGGGAGAUACGUACCCCAUGGUUGAUCCGCUCGCUCUGGAGGCAUUCGGUCCGUACUGGUUCGGUGUUUUUGGUGCGAUCAUGUUGCUGGGUGAGAUCCAGGACGGUCGCGAACUACACGAGAUGGCGCGGAGGGGUUGUGACUGGGAGAGGGAAUGUCUGGGUAGCUUCUACAUCAAGCCCAACUACCCAGGACGGUCGAGUCAUGUCUGUAACGGCGGGUUCCUAGUCACGGAUGCGUCGCGCAAUCGGGGUGUCGGUCGCUUGAUGGGUGAGACCUAUCUGGACUGGGCUCCGAAGCUUGGCUAUACCUACUCCGUCUUCAACCUCGUGUACGAAACCAAUGUCGCUUCCUGCCGCAUAUGGGACGCCCUCGGCUUCAAGCGGAUCGGUCGCGUGAAGGGUUGCGGUAACCUGAAGUCAUAUCCCGGCGAGCUUGUCGACGCCAUCAUAUACGGAAGGGACCUGGGUCAGGAUGACGAGUUUGUGUCUGAGGAGCGCUUCGACAAGAUCCGCUUCUAUCUCAAGAACGGAAAAUACCCCAACGGUGCUGAUCGAGCAGAAAAGAGCCGUCUUCGUAGCGCGGCGACGCACUACAAGCUCACACCCGGAGAGGGCGAUGGACCUGAGAAGCUGUGGCUCAAGGGCAAAGAGGUUAUUGCGGAUCCCAAGCAGCAGUAUGAGAUCGCUCGCGAGAUACAUCAUAAGUCACAUGGGGGCAUCAACAAGACUACGGCAGCAAUUGCGGAGCUCUACCAUUGGGUCCGCAUAAAGGAGACUGUCAGCCAGGUCAUACGCAACUGUCCAGAAUGUAGCGAGAUGAACAAGGGACUGUCGGCUAUGCGCCAGGGUCAGAAUCAAGCACGGGCAGAGGCGAGAUCAGGAUCCAGUUUCCUGUCAUCAACCACUACCCAGCCAACUCUGACACCAACACCGCCGAGUUUGUUCUCACCAACACAACCACCGCCUCGUUCAGACUCACCUGGUGGCCAGCUACAGCUCGAAGCUGCACAGCACCAGAGCGCAAUCUAUCCACAGUACACCCAAGAUAACGGCUACGACCUGCCAGUCGAUCCCGCACUCAUGCAUGAGCUACAGCCUAAUACCAACCUUGCCGAUCUUCCGCCAUCGCCGUUCCUUGCAGCUCAGGCGAAUGGUGUACCUCAUCCGGGGGAGCUUGAUCAUCAGCGCAUGAGUCUUGAUCCAAGCUUAGAUGAGCGGGCACCCACUGCAGGGGAGGAGAUGCGUAGGAGGUUGAACCGUGUGAGUCAGUAUGAGUGA